CCACCUGGGAGUGGUGUCUCCGGAAGUAGUGGAAGGCAGCGGGGGUUCUGGUUCCGGUCGGUGUGUAAGAGUCAUUGUAGCCGGGAAAGAUGCCGGAGCUGGCCGUAGAUAAGGUUGUGGUUCACCCGCUGGUGUUGCUCAGUGUGGUGGAUCAUUUCAACAGAAUUGGAAAAGUUGGAAACCAGAAGAGAGUGGUUGGUGUCUUGUUAGGGUCUUGGCACAAGAAAGUCUUAGAUGUUUCCAACAGUUUUGCAGUUCCAUUUGAUGAAGAUGAUAAAGAUGACUCUGUCUGGUUUUUGGAUCAUGACUAUCUUGAGAAUAUGUAUGGCAUGUUCAAAAAAGUAAAUGCCCGAGAGAGAAUCGUUGGCUGGUAUCACACAGGACCCAAGCUGCAUAAGAAUGAUAUUGCUAUCAAUGAGCUGAUGAAAAGAUACUGUCCAAAUUCGGUUCUUGUGAUCAUUGAUGUGAAGCCAAAAGAUCUGGGCCUUCCCACUGAGGCAUAUAUCUCAGUGGAGGAAGUUCAUGACGAUGGUACGCCAACAUCAAAGACAUUCGAACAUGUGACCAGUGAAAUUGGAGCGGAGGAGGCAGAAGAAGUUGGAGUGGAGCACUUGUUACGAGACAUCAAGGACACUACAGUGGGGACCUUGUCACAGCGUAUCACAAAUCAGGUACAUGGGCUGAAAGGACUUAACUCCAAACUGCUUGAUAUCAGGAGUUACCUAGAAAAAGUAUCUAGUGGUAAACUACCCAUCAACCAUCAGAUCAUCUACCAGCUCCAAGAUGUCUUCAACCUGCUGCCAGAUGUAAACCUCCAGGAGUUUGUGAAAGCCUUCUACCUAAAGACUAAUGACCAGAUGCUGGUGGUGUAUCUGGCCUCUCUCAUCCGCUCAGUGGUCGCCCUUCACAAUCUCAUCAACAACAAGAUCGCCAACAGAGACGCCGAGAAGAAGGAAGGGCAGGAGAAAGAGGAGAGCAAAAAGGAAAGAAAAGAUGAGAAGGAGAAAGAAAAGACUGAUGCAAAGAAAGAGGAAAAGAAGGAAAAGAAAUGAGGCUGUCACUGUUAGUAUUUUUAUUUGUAUGUAUGCUGGUGGUUGAAUAGUCUAAUAAAAAUAACUUACUGCUGACCCAGCUUUUCUGUAAAUGAAUGAUUCUGUUUACUGCCCUCUACAGUAUUUAGCAGGAUACUGUAACAUGCAGCAGUUUGUAGUCAGCCGAGGGCUUACCUGACCUUUGCCUGCUACUCAUGGGGUUUUCUAGGACACUAUAGAUACAACUUAUUGUAAAUGGCACUGGAUCUCUUCUUCUGGAUCUCAGUCUGGCUGUAAUGUCCUUUUUCACAGAAAAAAAUAUUAAAGCUUCUUGUUUAUAAA
This is a messenger RNA of Hyla sarda, 1373 nucleotides long. RefSeq names its product proteasome 26S subunit, non-ATPase 7 (gene PSMD7). Gene Ontology annotation, biological process: proteasome-mediated ubiquitin-dependent protein catabolic process. The coding region runs from base 90 to 1052 and encodes 320 amino acids. Gene Ontology annotation, cellular component: proteasome complex; proteasome regulatory particle. The transcript has 7 exons. The record is from RefSeq and is a predicted model, not a curated record. NCBI's taxonomy places the organism in Eukaryota, Metazoa, Chordata, Amphibia, Anura, Hylidae. Gene Ontology annotation, molecular function: metallopeptidase activity; protein binding.